Sugiyamaella lignohabitans is the source of this 1593-nucleotide messenger RNA. RefSeq names its product cystathionine gamma-synthase. The record is from RefSeq and is a predicted model, not a curated record. Bases 1 to 1593 code for a protein of 530 amino acids. Gene Ontology annotation, molecular function: pyridoxal phosphate binding; cystathionine gamma-synthase activity. Lineage: Eukaryota; Fungi; Ascomycota; Dipodascomycetes; Dipodascales; Trichomonascaceae. The transcript has a single exon. Gene Ontology annotation, biological process: transsulfuration.
AUGUCGGUGCCAGAUGGAAUUGGCGACCCCAUUCCUCCUAAUGAGAUCCAUCCCGUCAGUUUUAGACUGCCCACUUGGCGGGUGGUCGAGGGGCUUAUGGAAGACGAGCCGUGGGUCACUAGCAAACUUCGUACUGGUUAUCCACGAUUCUCAAUCCAUCCUAAAGUACAGCUUCUGGCUGCUGAUAUCAUCUCGCGGUUUGGUGAUCCAGGUGAUAAAUGUCUGCUAUUUCCGUUUUAUGAUGCUGCUGUCAGAUGUAAGGAGUUCAUCGAGAGACACAGUGAACUGCCUAAUGUUAAGGUCCGUGUAUCAGGAUUCACCACAACUGACAAAUCAGACAAGAAGAAACAGAAUGAUCCCAGUGCCCCGCUGGCCACUUUGACUAUUUUUGCGACGUUCAUGCCCGAAUCAGAGUUUGCGGUCGGUAAACUGUACCUGCGAGUAUCAGGCGAGGCCAUUGGUUCUCGUCUGGGGGCGUAUCUCUGUCAAUGUCCUCGUUUAGAACCCACCGGUUCGCACACUUCGUCUAGAGAGCUUUAUGCUACAGAUUCGAAAUCUGUUUUGAAAAAACGGAUUGCCAGUCUCAUUAAUGACACUGCCAGUCUAUCUAAAGUGCCUACUCCCAAGGCAGUUGAAGAAGAUGUGUUUUUAUUUCCCAGUGGUCUGACUGCCAUUUUCAACGCCCAUAGAGCUGUGCUACAGGCUAUUGGCGAGUAUAAAAGUGUCUGUUAUGGAUUUGCUUUCACUGAUACUAUCAAGCUGCUGGCCAAGGUGGGCCCUGGAUCUCAUUUCUAUGGUAAUGGUGAAGCUGAGGAUCUUGACAGUCUUACCAAACUACUUGAAUCCGGUGAGAGAAUUACUGCCUUGUUCUGUGAAGUGCCAACCAACCCUCUGCUGAAAACACCUGAUUUGUUGGCCAUUCGCAAGCUUGCUGACAAGUAUAACUUUGCAGUUGUAGUUGACGACACUCUGGCCAACUACGUGAAUCUGAACCUGUUUCCCUAUGCCGAUAUCGUGUGUUGCAGUCUGACCAAGAUAUUCAACGGAGCAUGUGAUGCUUUAGGCGGCAGUCUUGUUCUGAACCCCGACAGUAAAUACUACAACCAACUCAAACAAGCCAGCACCAAGUUUGUCGACUUUCUCUGGUAUCAGGAUGCCGAUGUGUUAGAAAAGAACAGUCGCGACGUCGUCGAGCGUGCGUACAAGAGCAAUACCAACAGUCAAGCUGUAGUGGAUCUGCUGAACAAAAGUCCUGUCAUAGACACCGUCUACUACCCCAGCAAUUCACCCACCAGAAAGCACUAUGAAGAGCUCAUGGUCGAAAAGGGCGGCUAUGGUUCGCUCUUCUCAAUCCUCUUUAAAGACCCUAUCAAUGCCCAACGAUUCUACGACGCCCUCGACAUCGACAAAGGCCCCAGUCUCGGCACCAACUUCACCCUCUGCUGCCCCUUCCCGAUGCUGGCCCACUACAGCGAGCUAGACUACGUCAGCACCUUCGGCGUUGACCGCAACCUGAUCCGCGUCAGCAUCGGCCUCGAGCCCACAGCCGACUUGGUCGCCAAAUUCGACCGGGCCCUGGCCGCCUGUAAUUAG